This is a messenger RNA of Miscanthus lutarioriparius, 2439 nucleotides long. The record is from the annotation of a GenBank genome assembly. NCBI's taxonomy places the organism in Eukaryota, Viridiplantae, Streptophyta, Magnoliopsida, Poales, Poaceae.
AUGGAGCACGCGCUCUGCUCUCCCGCCGGCGCGCCCGGCCGGUCCCUCACCACUACGGCGCCUCCGAAGGACCAGGCGCUGCUCCUCCCCCCCCUGCUGGGAUCGUCGCGUCCCGAGCGCCUCGAGGGCUUCGUCGCGCGGCCUGCCGAGAGGACGCCGCGGACGAGGGGCAGCCCCGGCGCCGGAGGGGGCCGCGGCCAUCAGCGCCGCUCGACGCCGCGGAGGUCGCCGUCGCCGCCGCUCCCUCUACCUCCCCCUACCCCGCUCGGAUCGUCGCGCCCCGAGCUGGCCGCUGUGAUCCGCGUCCGCCGCGAGAGCGACCACGACGCGCCGCGUCGAGGGAGUGCAAGGAGGAGCGGCAGCCCCGGAGCGGGAGGGGACCGGCGCCAGCGCCGCUCGACGAGGCGGAGGUCACCGUCGCCGCCGCUCCCGCUACCUCCACCUGCCCCUGCCCUUCCCCUGCUCGGAUCAUCGCGCCCCCAGCUAGACGCUGUGGUCCGCCGCGAGAACGACCACGACGCGCCGCGUCGAGGGAGCGCAAGGAAGAGCGGCAGCAGCCCCGGAGCGGGAGGGGACCGGCGUCGUCAGCGCCGCUCGACGACGCGGAGGUCACCAUCGCCGCCGCUCCCUCUACCUCCCCCUUCCCCUCCCCCGCUCGGAUCAUCGCGCCCCGAGCUGGCUGCCGUGGUCCGCCACGAGAGCGACGACGACGCGCGGCGUGGAGGGAGUAGGAAAAGGAGAAACGACAGCCCCAGAAAAGGAGCGGGAGGAGGCCGCCGCCGGGAGAGGCGCUCCCCGCCACCGAGGUCGCCGUCGCCCGUGCCGCGCAAACGGUCUCGCCGCGGGAGCUCCCGGAACGAGUGCGGGCGAAAUGAAGGCAGGAGCAACCGUUCCUGCAGUCGUUCUUGCUCUCCAGAUAGGCCUUAUUCAGGAUAUGGUGCUGCCACUAUUGGUCAAGAUAAAACUGGAAGGUUAGGAUUAAUGACAUACAAACAAUUUAUCCAAGUUCUUGAGGAUGAUGUUUCACCAGCUCAAGCUGGAUGCAGGUACCAAGAAUACAGGACAGAAUACAUAAAUACUCAGAAACGUGCUUAUUUUGAUCUCAAUAAGAAUGAAGAUUGGUUGAAAGACAUGUACCACCCAACAAAAUUGUUAUCAGUUAUCCGAAGGAGGAAUGAUUUUUGCAAGACUGUAGCGAGGAAUUUGAUCCUUGACCUGCGGAAUGGAACUUUGGACCUUGGUCCUGGAGUGACUGCUGAUGCAGCAAUUAAAUCAGGAGAAGGCAACGAUGGAAGCUCUGAGAAUAAUGCAGCUUAUGGUGACAAGAAAAGAGAACAUGGAAGAGGUCCCAAGAAAGAGAUCGAACUGCUUUCAGCUGCUCCUAAAGCUCAUCCAAUCAGUUCACAGCAUCGAAGGAUUCACACCGACAUACGCCGAACUCUUGCUUUGGUGAAAAAACUUGAUUCAGAGAAGGAUAUUAUGGAAAACAUCCUGUUAACUGGUGAUCAUGGCAAAUCAAAUGUUGAUAAAUCAUAUGUUAGGUCCAUAGCGCCUGUCGUUAUUGUCCAGGGCUUAAAUACUGUUAAGGGCCUUGAAGGUGUUGAGCUCCUAGACACUCUCCUUACUUAUCUGUGGCGUGUCCAUGGUGUUGAUUACUAUGGCAUGUCUGAGAUGAAACAUGCAAAAGGUUUUUGCCAUGUGAGAGCUGAAAACAAGAGUGACAGUAUGGCUGAAAACAUCAGUGCUGCUGAUUGGGAGAAGAAACUGGAUUCCUUUUGGGAAGAAAGACUGAUGAAUGGUCAGGAUCCUCUAGUUGUAUUGACUGCCAUGGACAAAAUUGAAGCAGCACUUGUUGAAGUUCUAGAGCGUUAUGUCAGAAAAAUGCGGGAUGAGAAGUGCGUCUGUAAGUAUGGUUGUGGAGCCAAGGGAUGCGAAAAACUUUUUCAUGCUCCUGAGUAUGUUCACAAGCAUCUGAACCUCAAGCAUCCUGAUUUGGUCUCUACUUUGGCAUCAAGAGUUGAAAAUGAUAUAUAUUUCCAAAAUUACAUGAAUGAUCCAGAUGCUCCAGGAGGAAAACCGCUUAUGCAGCAAACGGAUAGAAUGAGACGAAGGCUGGAUGAACAGAUGUUUGAUGCUUCUGGUGUAUGGGGUUCACAUGCUCCACUUCUCCCCAUGUGUGCACCUUCACUAGUACUAAUACCUGUGCCUGGUGCUGGCCCAUAUGGUCCAUUUGUUCCUGCACCUCCAGAGAUGGCCAUGCAGAUGAUUCAGAAAGGACUUCCAGGACCAGAUUCUGCUCAAAACAGGAAGCCUUCGGUGCUGGGACCAAUGCUGCCCAUGUACCCAUCAUUUCCGCUUGGCAGUCACAUCUACAGGAGUUACCAAGACCUUGACGCUCCUAUGGAAGAAGUCUCCGCUCUUGACUUUAGAAGUUUGUAG